Messenger RNA from Silurus meridionalis, 2758 nucleotides. RefSeq names its product chemokine (C-X-C motif) receptor 3, tandem duplicate 2 (gene cxcr3.2). Gene Ontology annotation, cellular component: membrane. Lineage: Eukaryota; Metazoa; Chordata; Actinopteri; Siluriformes; Siluridae. The record is from RefSeq and is a predicted model, not a curated record. Gene Ontology annotation, biological process: chemotaxis; G protein-coupled receptor signaling pathway; immune response. Bases 117 to 1205 code for a protein of 362 amino acids. Gene Ontology annotation, molecular function: chemokine receptor activity. The transcript is spliced from 2 exons.
UCACUCUUCAGCUCUCGGUGUUGACUUACAGAUAUGUGCUGAACAGACAAAAAAAGACAGGAGAGACAGUGAGAUCACUUUUGGCCCUACUGAAUGUCUAUUUUUUUGGGGUGAAAAUGGAAACUCCAGACUAUAGCAAUUAUGUUGACGAUUACAGCACAGAUGAAAAUUUCGCACCCUGCAAUCUGACAGCGGCAUGGUAUUUCACUGAGCAGUAUGUCCCUGCGACCUACAUUCUGGUCUUCAUCUUGGCUAUACUGGGUAACAUGCUAGUGCUGAUUGUAAUCCGCCGCUAUCGACAGUCCCAUCGCAGUCCCUGCGCUUACUCGCUGACCGACACCUUCCUGCUUCACCUGGCCAUCUCGGACCUUUUGCUAGCAUUGACGCUGCCCUUUUUUGCAGCCCAGUGGAUCACCGGGUGGGUGUUUACCACAGGCAUCUGUAAACUUGCAGGUGCACUCUUUUCCCUGAAUGUCUACUGUGGUGUUCUCUUCCUCGCCUGUAUCAGCUUCGAUCGCUACUUGGCCAUAGUUCAUGCCGUCCACACCAACUGGAGACACAACACCUGCCUGGCUCAGUUAGCCUGUGCAAUCAUCUGGAUCUGCUGCAUCGGCCUUUCUGCCAUUGACAUCAAUUUCCGCAAAGUUGUUGAUAUAAAUGGCUUUGAUAAACAAAUGUGCACUGUAGACUUUAACACUGAUAGUUCUGCACAAUGGCAGCUUAGCAUGCAGCUCGUCAGUCUGCUGUUAGGCUUUUGCCUCCCACUGCUGGUAAUGCUCUACUGUUACUUACGCAUUUUCCAUGCAUUGUGCCAGAAAAGCACACGCAGACAGAAGCGACGCUCGCUCAGGCUCAUUAUCUCCCUAGUGGCGGUGUUUGUGCUUUGCUGGGCACCAUGCAACAUCUUGAAGAUGGUCGACAGCCUGAGGAUACUGUCAAUAGUCAGCCCCAGCUGCACGAUGCACUACAUGCUUGAUGUCAGUAUCCUGGUGACAGAGAGCCUGGGACUGGCUCACACUGCUCUCAACCCACUGCUGUAUGGCUUUGUGGGUGUCAAGUUCCGCCGUGAGCUUUACCAAAUGUUCAAGACAGGUCUGAGUUCUGCUAGGUGCCAAAGGAUGAGUCAAGGAAUGAGUCGCAGGCCAACAGGUUCCUUCAGCUCUGUGGAUAGUGAGAACACCUCAUACUUCUCAGUUGUGGCUUAAGUCACGUGAUUGCUGGGAAAUGUUUUGUUUAUUUCUUAGCCGUACAAAAAGAUUGUACAUAUUGUUUAGAGAAUCCCAGUAAUAUAUUGGUGUUUUGUUAUGUACACAAUUUUUGUUUUUCCCACACAUUAAGAUUUUAUAGUUUGGAGAUACAUUUCAUGUUUCACUAAAAGUUUUACUGAAUAUGCAGGAAUGGCACAGUUAAAAAAAAAAUCUUUGUCUUGAGAAGGAAUUGAAACUAUUUACAGACACAAUUAGAUUUUUUUUUUUCUCUUCUUUUUUCCGCUAAACUAAACAUCUUAUAAAGUAGCUUAGUCAUCAGUUCUGUCUCAGCUUUUUUGUUUUUUGUUUUUACGGUGCUUAUACAUUUUACAUUUUACUGGUGCAGCCAAAGGAAAAGCUCAUUCAAAAAGCAUGCAGUAUUAGCAUUAGUUUUAGAUGUUCAGUUUUCAUAAACUGUAUUUAAUGUUUGAAUUGAAAUUUUUAAGGCUUGGAAGUUAAGGUUUUUUUUUUUUUUUAAGAACAAGUGAGAUGGAUUACAUUUGCAGGUCAAGUACAGUAAUCAGCUUUAAGGGUUUUUUUAUAAAUCAAGAUUGCAUUCUAAUUGCAUAUGAGAAACCUACGUAACACUGUUAUCUCAGAAAACAGUUAUUUAGCUAAAAAAUGUUUUUACUUGGGUUGCAAUGUAUGUAGUGGACUGCCAUGUAUUACUUGUGUCUGGGGAAUCUGUGCAUGUUCUCCACAUGUCUCCCCGGGAUUUCUUUGGGUUCUUCAAUUUAAAAUGUACAUUCAGAUGUGACUUUUUCAGGUUGUUUGUAACUUUCAAGUGCUUUUCAACUGGACCUGAUGCAGAAGUGAAAAUACUCAUUUCCAACAUGGAACCAUUUUCCUAAAUGAAUGCAUCUGCUCUGAAAUGUUUAGUCUUGCAGGCUGACUUUUAGAUGACGCUGGCGGCCUCGGCUGGACAUUUCUAGAACCGUUUGGAUGAUAACAAUUAUCAUGGCAUGAGAAAGUAAUGCACUGAACCUGACAGACUUGUUUGGCUCAACAGACUCGUGUAAACAUUUUCCUACAUCAAGAUAAUCAAAUCCAAAUAAAAGUUAACCUUAACUGUUGAACAGCUAAAAGCCUGUUUGAAACGUAAACAGUAGAAACCUUUUAAAAAAUGUGUAAUGGUUUUAAGGGUUGUAAAGGGAAUUGAAUUGGGUUUAAGGUACUGUAACUCCGUGGUGUGUAUUAAAUCAUAGGUAUAAUUUAGAACCACUAUAACACCUUUUUGUAACUUGCAGAUCGCAUGUUGGUAUCUACUGGAUAUCACAAUUUAUGAUGACAUUAAGUAUCCAGACUCCUCUAAAAAACUCCUACAGUGGUUUCUUCGGUUUGAUGAUGAUGAUCAGGGGCGCCGUUAGGGGGGGUGCAGAGUAUGCCAGGCAUAUGGGCCCAAGAGAACGCUAGGGGCCCCCACAAUCAUCAAUUAAAAUCUUUCCAAUUAAGUUUUUUUUUUAAUCGUACAUACACACAUAUAUUUUAAAUAAUAACACUGUGGUGAAAUA